GCACAGAAAGUGUCCGCAGCUGCAGCCUGUGCGCGCCCACGAGCGAGCGAGCGAACUCAUUAACCUCACUCAACUGUUUGCCUCCGAAAAAGAGAAAAAAAGAACACAAAUAUAGAAAAACAAAGCUUGUUACUUGGAGCUCACUACCCGAAAGGACUCGUUGAGGCUGCCGCUUUUUUUGGACGCUUUAACUGCAGGCGGUGGAUUUAUGAAGACUCACAGCGUUUUUAUCACUCUCAGCACCAGAUAGAGGCAACAGGGAGUGAUUUGUGCCCCCCCCCCCUCCUGCCUGCCUGCCUGCAGCCCCCAUGCCAGGCAUUGGCUCCGCCGUCCCUCGUUAUGAAAACUGGGACAUGGACCACCUCGACCACUACCAGCAUUAUUUCUACGACGACCACGACCCCGACGAGGACUUCUUCAAGUCCACCGCGCCCAGCGAGGACAUAUGGAAGAAAUUUGAGCUAGUGCCGACCCCGCCCAUGUCCCCCAUCCGGUCGGUGGAAGGGUCGGGCAAGGUCGGGCUGCUGUGCCCGUCCCUCGGGGACAAGUUGGAGUGGGUGUCCCAGUUCCUGGGGCAGGAAGAUGAGCAGCUGCAGGACCUUCCGUGCAAGCUGGCGACGACCAAUGACUCCUUCGGGAACCUGAGCUCCAUCAUCAUCCAGGACUGCAUGUGGAGCAGCUUUUCGGCCGGACAGCAGCUGGAGAGGGUGGUCGGGGAGCGAUGCGCUCCGUGUCCUGGGAUGGGGGCAGCGGCGGCCGCCAAAGUGGCGGCGUGCGCCAACGUGACGUCCCCCGGGAGGGCGCAGGGCAGCCUCUCGGAGCCGCCGGCCCUCAGCGGCUUGGCCGCGGACUGUGUGGACCCGGCCGCCGUGCUUACUUUCCCCGUCAGCGGCGGCGGAUGCAAGAAACAGGUGUCCUCGGGUUCAGAGUCACAAUCCGAUUCAUCAGACGAUGAAGAUGACAAUGACGAGGAUGAAGAAGAGAUCGAUGUGGUGACAGUGGAGCACAAGCGGCAGCGUAAACCUCGUCGAAUGGUCAACACCCGGAAGCCGGUCACCAUAACGGUGCGAGCCGACCCGCACGACCCCGGCAUGAAGCGCUUCCACAUUUCCAUCCACCAACAGCAGCACAACUACGCUGCCCCCUCCCCGGACACGCUGCCGGCGGCUCCUGAGCCGCCCCGGAAGAAGGUCCGGCAGGAGGCCUCGGCCCCCGUGAGCCAGCCCCAGCAGAACUUUAACUACCACCAGCCCCAGCCCGGCCACGCCCCCUCGAACUCGGACACCCGCAAGUGUCCCGUAACAGCCGCCGGGCUGCGCUUGGAGUCCCCCAACUUCUGCGCCGCUUCUCCUACCUCAUCCACAUGGCCUUCAUCUCCACCUUCCUCCUCCUCCUACCACCCGCAGAGCUCGCCGUCGAAGCCCCUCUCCCACCUCUCCAGCCCGCAGUCGUCCGACUGCGAGGACACAGACAAACGCAGGGCGCACAACUUCCUGGAGCGGAAGCGGCGGAACGACCUGCGCUCGCGCUUCCUCUCGCUACGGGACGAGAUCCCGGGCUUGGCGGACUGCCCCAAGACUCCCAAGGUGGCCAUCCUGACGCGUGCCACGGAGUACCUGCAGCAGCUGCACGCCAGCGAGAGACAGCGGGCUCACGAGAGGAAGCAGCUGAAGGCCAAGCAGCUGCAGCUGCUGCAGAGGCUGGCGCAGCUCAAGCGCUCCUGAGCGGCAGGCGCGGGAGGAUCAGCUGUCGUCUCCCACGCACGCGCUUGCAGAACUGAAAGAGACUACAUGAAGGAGAAAAACACACUCUUGUUCACUUUGAGUUGCUCAUACUGAAGUAGUGCAGGUGGAUUUUUUUUUUUUGUAUUUUUAAUUUUUUCCUCAUUUCCUGUUUUUGCACAUUAGCCUCUGAGUGAUUGACAGGCUGUCAGGACAGUAAGCUACGGACUGAUGCUGAGGGGCAUCUUAUGGGCGUGUGUCCAUGGUCACUCAACAAGUGUUAAACUGUCAUAUUUCCACUCUUGAAAUAUCGUAAGAUUUCCGCUUGCUGCAGGAAGGCCUGUUGCGAACAUGGCAGUGUUUAUUAAAUAAACGGCUACAACUGUUCUGUGUUAACUGCUGCACUGUUCAGACUUUCCCUCUAUUGUAACGGGGCUUAUUGUGCUUGCACAGCUGUGGUGUCUCCCCUGAAGUUUCUCCGUAGACCUCCCUAUACAUCUGAUCUCUUUUACGACCCCUGUUCUUUACUGCUUGGCAUGCAACUUCGAAAUUUCAAGUCGCCUGUAACACUUCAGCUCCACGUUUGUCUCCGUUCAAUUUGCCUUUUUUACGUCCCUUUCUUCUCAAACCUCCUCCCUGUUCCUUUUUUCCCCCGAUCACCAGUAUAGAGACUUCUUGCUUCAUGCAAAACCGAAAUGCGUAGCAGUACUGUAAAAGGUAGAGGGACACAAUAUUAUUUAUUCUGCAUGUCUGGAAAAGAUGAGGUUGAGUUUUAGCGUCUGUGCCUGCAGCUUCUAAUCAUUACUUCAGUAUUUCACCACCGCACCACAAACGUCUCGACAGCAGCAGCAGCAGCCCAUUUUUUUUUGUAGCCGUAAUUUGGAGAGGGGAAAAAAAAAAAAGGUUUGCCAUGCAAGCACUUUUGGAGAUGAAGUGAUGCAAAACACUACUAAAAUACUUAAUUAACUCUUUAAUUUUGUGCCAUUGACACCAGCCAAAAGAUGGAUGUUGGCUUCAGUUAAUUAACUCAAUUCCAGGAUUGGAUUAAUAUGAUUCUGUUUCAACGACGUCAAAAAUGACAUCUUUCUGCUAGAGGCCAACUGAGUUACAACUGUAUUUCCUUUGUCUUGCAAUUUUCUUUUGUCUUUGGUGUAAUGCCUCUAGAAGCCUUUCAUUGUAUAUAGAAAAUGCAGCUGGAUGUUUGUGUAUAUGGAUCAUUUUCUGUACAGACCCUUCCAAAGCGAAACCAGAGCUGUCUACUCAUCCUAAUUUUUUGUCGGGGCCCCGUGCCCCAAACCUGGGCCAAGCUUACUGGCUUUUCAGAGAUGAUUCAAAGCUUCUAUUUUUGUUAAUAAAAUUAUUAUAAAAAGAGACAAAAUAAAACACUCUGAACAUUGAUCACACUAGCCACUUUGUUGCAAUGUUUUGUUUUUCUUUGCAAGGCCUACUUUGUUUUCUUUCAUUACUUUCCUGUCUCUGGAGUUUAUUUGUACAAGUCAGACUUGAUGAAAGUUUUAUACUAUAUUUUCCUACAGACGUGUGUUUCAGUGUGAGCAAAUGACUGUUUCUGUUAUUGUAGCGGGCAGGGCUGUAUUGGUGGUUACGUGCUGAAAAUUGGCAUGUGUGUCUGCUUUCUCUCCGGAGAGCUCCUGUAUUCAAUUUAAUCACUGUAGCCAUAGCGCAGUCUUACAUCUGACGUGAAUGCUAUGUGGGAGAGGGGGGGGACUUAAGAGGAUCUACCGAUUAAACUUCUGGCUGUGUGUGAGGCCAUUAUUAACCUUAAUAGUAAUGCUUUUGUCUUUUUUGCAAGCCUGGAGCUCCCUGUUGUCCCAUAAGCUAUCAGACAGGAGACUGUAGUCCUGCAUCUUGUACUGUAAAUGACCAGUAGCAUGCCCUGUGUUACCAGCACUCAGGGAAAUCCAUAUACCGUAGUCUGUAUUCCCUGUCACAGCACUGUAGGCUCUGCUUGAGUUAAAUACUAUUCCAAUAUGCUGUACAUGUCAGAAAAUCUUAAAAGCCAUCACAGUAAUGAGUAGACACAUAAUGCUCUUUUUCCUCAAGAAAUGCAAAUUAAUUCAGCACAAACCACCAGUUGGCCUGAAAGGAUUUAGUCUUUUAUUUUUUUUCUCCAACUGGGUGCACCCAUGUUACUGGCUUGCACUGAUUUCUUUAAUUUAAUUCGUCUUGGUCACUGUUCUCCGCUAUGGCACAGUAAUGGUAGCAGUGGAUAUGGGUUAUGUACUUUGGGAGUUCAGUUGUGGCAAAUUAUUAUUUUGGAGCCUUGUCUCAGCACUUUUUCCCCCCUCUCUGUACCUCACAACCCUCUGUGUAUGAAGAGUAAAAAAAAAAAAAAAGAAUUAAAUGGU
Molecule: messenger RNA, 4087 nt
Organism: Cololabis saira (Pacific saury)
Lineage: Eukaryota; Metazoa; Chordata; Actinopteri; Beloniformes; Belonidae
Gene: myclb
Product: MYCL proto-oncogene, bHLH transcription factor b
Exons: 3
Coding region: 309-1724 (471 amino acids)
Biological process (GO): regulation of transcription by RNA polymerase II
Molecular function (GO): protein dimerization activity; DNA-binding transcription factor activity, RNA polymerase II-specific; RNA polymerase II cis-regulatory region sequence-specific DNA binding
Source: RefSeq, a predicted model, not a curated record